AUGACAGGUCUACCUGGUUUGUUAGGCCCCAGAGAAAUGGAAGAACCUCGAAAGCGCAGAACACCCCCAAAAGUCCAGGAGGAAAGCUUUGAAGAAAUUUCUUCAAUUCCAAAAGGACUUGAUGAAUCAGAUUUUGCCAUUGGUGAUUCGUCGAAUGACUUCGGGUCGGAUUUCGGUUCCCUUCUUAACGCUCUUACUGAUGACAAGAGCUUGGGUCUGAUCAAAUCCCAGCUUCAAGCAUUGCAAUCAACAGAAGGGCUACAAGAAGCUUUACCAUCCCGGCAACAGGCAAAAGCAGAGCGAGCCCUGAACUACAAGGCAGCCGUAAAAGAUGCUCGCAAAUGGAUUCCUCAGUUACAUCGAAACGCAGAAUCCGAACAGGUUCAAUUCGGCCAAAUUUCUAGAAGCUUGAGACAAACAACUUCAGCGUUGUCCGUCCAUUUUCAACCCACCAAUGACUUCGAAACAGAAAUGCGGGAAGCAAUUGCUGCAAGUGGUGUCACAGAACAACGUGUUGCUGAAUCCAAGGCUCUUCCAGUCGCUCCAGGAAUCAAACAACAGAGAAUCAAUAGUCAUGUCGCGCAACUCAAAUCGAUCCUUUUCAGAGAGCAACAAAAAAAUAGAAGAAUCAAUAAAAUAAAGUCAAAAAUGUGGCGGAAAGUUAAUCGAAAGAGCGAAUUAAUGGAGCGCGAACGUCUCUUAAGUCGGUUGGAGGAAGAAAGCCCCGAAUUGGCGGCGAAGAUCCGCGCCGAUAUGGAGGAAAAGCGAGCAGGGAUGAGAAUGUUAAAAAGGCAAAAUGCUAGAAGGAAAUGGGCACAAGUGGCGAUGCGCUACGGCGGAAAAGACGCUCAGAAGUUGGUGUCACGAGAAGCUCAAAAAGAACGGGAUGAAAUGGACGCAAUCACUCGAAUUGCGAAAUCAUCCCCGCAUGAUGUUCUAAAGAGUGACGAUGAGAGCGAUCUCGAUUUUGAUAGUGAAGACGAGGGCGGAGGAGAAGAGGUAUUGAGACGCGCGAAAAGUUUGAUAGAAGAGGAAGUUCGGAGUGACGAGGAAGACACGACGAGGCAAAAAGGAUUAAUGGGCUUGAAAUUCAUGCAAGACGCAAUGAAGAGAGAAAAACUUAAAAAUAAGGAAGAGGCAGAUCAAGUGAUGAAGGAAAUUGAUGGUUUAAAAAAAUGCAUCAAGCGUAAAUUGCCGAAGAAUAGUGUUGAUGUUGAUACUGAUGACAGCGAUGUUGAAGAACCAAAAAUAAAAAAGCAUAAAGGGAAGAAAGAAGAACCUUUGAGACUUCCUCGAUUUACAAAAGAAGAAUUGGAACGCGCAGCUCGUGAAUUGGAAGAGUCGAAAACUCCUGGAAUGAAGACAACUAGAGAUGAUAUAAAGAUAACUAGAGAUGACAUAAAGAUAACUGGGGAUGAAGAAAAGAUCAUUGAAGAUGAAUCUAGAGGAGAUGGUGUAGCAGACGUCAAUGGACAUGUUGAUGGGAGACAGGGUAAAGAGAAUCAUCACGAAGAUAAUAAAGAUGGCACUAGAGAUCGUCAUCUUAACCAGAAAAAAAUCUCAGGCGAAAAGAAGAACGGUCAAGAAAAACAUACCGAAAAAAACACAUCAGUGGCUGUGGACGAUCUAGUCGCGAUGCUUGCCUCAGAAGGAGUUUUAGAUGGAGCCCUAGAACAAGAAAAUCUAAUUCAAGAGGCGUUUGUAGAUAGCGAGCAAAUUGCGGAACAAAACGAAAUGAAAGAAUUAGCACGAGAGGAUGAAGAAGAGGAGAAGGAAAAGGAGCAAGGACCUCGAAAGCUUGCAGGAUGGGGAAGUUGGACUGGUGAAGGGAUCAAAGAUAGAAAGAAGAAUAUAAUUGAAACAGUCAUAGAAGAAAAACCUAAACCGCGAAUUUAUAUUAAUCGUAAAUUGGAUAGAAAACUGGCUCCCUAUUUCGUUAAAAGUGUUCCAUUUCCUUAUUCCAAUAAAGAACAAUUUGAAGCAACAUGUGCUCAUCCACUUGGACCAGAAUGGAAUGCAUCGCAAGUCCAUAACCGAUUGAUUCAACCAGAUGUGUCUAUUCGUGCUGGUACUGUCAUCAUGCCACUCGAAUAUGCGAAACACUUACCAAAAGAUCAAGCUGAUAGUUUGUUAGAUGUUUGGAGCGGAAGGGGGAAAAAGAAAGCGCCGAAAGCAAGACUUUAA
Messenger RNA from Condylostylus longicornis, 2184 nucleotides. RefSeq lists its product as uncharacterized. Bases 1 to 2184 code for a protein of 727 amino acids. Gene Ontology annotation, biological process: rRNA processing. The transcript is spliced from 9 exons. Lineage: Eukaryota; Metazoa; Arthropoda; Insecta; Diptera; Dolichopodidae. The record is from RefSeq and is a predicted model, not a curated record. Gene Ontology annotation, cellular component: small-subunit processome; nucleolus.